UUCGACCCCAAAUGGGGUCCCGACCCACAGGUUGAGAACCACUGGUCUAGAAAGUAGACAAUACCAUGGGCGAUAUCUGUGAUUGAGCUUAAAGGAGUUAAAACCAUAGAGUAUUGUAUUGCUAGAAAGGAUGGCAGGAGCCGGAAAGCGCAGAGGAACUUCCUCUUCGGGAUCACUCAUGGGAGGAGGAUGGUGUGCAGAGCGGCUUUUGUGCUCUUCCAAGGAGCGAAGCAGCAGCUGAAAGACAAAGAGGAUGCCAAUAACAGCACACUGGACACCUGAGAAUAACAAGGAACAUUGGAAAGGAAUGCAAAUCCAGCCAGAAAUCAAAAUAUUUUCCAUUUCCUUCAGAAAACCACAUAAUUCUCCUUCUCCAGCAACUGAUAGACAAAAGAGAGAAAAUUAAGAAGAGGUUUUGAGCUGGAAAAAGUAGAGUAUGCGAAACACAAAGAUACAUUGCAUGAAAGAUCAAGGGAGAUUAUUUUUCAGUCAGAAAAAGAUGGAAAUAUCUGGAAGUUAGGGGGGAGGAAAAGGUUGAUUGGACAGCCACGUAGGUCAGAGAGAGAUGCAGGCCUUGCUCUGGGAGGAAGAAAACGGUUUUAAUCAAAACAUCACUAAACAAGGGAUCACACGUAUUUUUGACCUCCUCAAGAAUAUCAGCGGUGGAAAAGCUCCAUAGAUCUGCCUGUUGUGGGAAAAGCAUAGAUUGCAAAUCACAGGUGAUUAUGCAUGACAAGAUCCAUUCGGGAGAAAAGCGAUACUAAUUGGUCAGAACAGCUCUCUUGUGGUUCAUGGACGGACCCACACAGCAGAGAAGCCAUACAAGUGUUCCCAAUCACAUAUGAGUAUCCAGAUUGUGUGAAAAUUUCAUUGGAAAUUCCCACCUCAUGAAACAACAGAGGGCUCACACAGGAGAUAAACCUUUUGAAUGCUCUAUCUGUGGGAAAAGUUUCAGUCAAAAAUUCCAUCACAUGAGACACCAGAGGCCUCGAAUAGGGGGGAAAAUGUUUGAAUGUCCUUUCUGUGGGAAAAGUUUCAGUUACAAUUCCAUCCUGGUGACACACCAGAGAACUCAUACAGGAGAGAAACCGUUUGAAUGUCCUAUUUGUGGGAAAAGUUUCAGUCACAAGUCCAGCCUGGUGACACACCAGAGGACUCACACAGGAGAGAAGCCCUUUGAAUGUCCUGAUUGUGGAAAAAGUUUCAGUCGGAAUUAUGAGCUGGUGAUACACCAGAGGACUCACACAGGAGAGAAAGCGUUUGAAUGUCCUGAUUGUGGGAAAAGUUUCAGUCAGAAUUAUGAGCUGGUGAUACACCAAUGGACUCACACAGGAGUGAAACCCUUUGAAUGUCCUGAUUGUGGGAAAAGUUUCAGUAAGAAUUCCAACCUGCUAAAACAUCGGAGGACUCACACAGGGGAGAAACCAUUUGAGUGUUCUGAUUGUGAUAAAAGUUUCAGUAACAAUUCCAGCCUGGUAAUACACCAGAGGACUCACACAGGAGAGAAACCCUUUAAAUGUCCUGAUUGUGGGAAAAGUUUCAGUCACAAUUCCAGCCUGGUGACACACCAGAGGACUCACACAGGAGAGAAACCCUUUAAAUGUCCGGAUUGUGGGAAAAGUUUCAGUAACAAUUCUAACCUGGUAACACACCAGAAGACUCACACAGCAGAGAAACCCUUUGAAUGUCCUGAUUGUGGGAAAAGUUUCAGUAACAAUUCCAGCCUGAAGACACACCGGAGGACUCACUCCAGGGAAAAACCAUACCAGUGUCCAGAUUGUGUGAAAAGUUUCCUUUGGAAUUCUGAACUAGUGAGGCACCAGAGGACUCACACAGGAGAGAAACCAUAUGAGUGUCCAGACUGUGGGAAAGAUUUCAGUACUAGGACUAGCCUUAUGAAUCAUGUGCUUAUACACACAGGGGAGAAACCAUUUAAGUGCCCUGAGUGUGGGCGGUGCUUCAGGAAAUAUUCUAUCCUUAUAACACACAAGAAAAUCCACAUUAGGCCCAAAGUGAUGAGUGCAGAGAAGGAAUCACAAGCAGCAUUAAAAUGCAAAGCAAAUCAAGAUAGCAAUCAAAAUCUUAUUAAUUCCUCUGGAAAAUCCCAAAACUCUUCUUACUUAGCAGGUGACAGACAGGAAAAGAGUUUUGAGUUGGACAAAAUAGAGUAUGUGGAAGAAAAAUAUCAAAAUAUCAAGGGGGAUCAUUUCCUAGUUCAGAAAAAGAGGGAAAUGUUUGGAAGUCAGUGGGAAGGAAAAAGUCACCUGGACAGCCACAUAAGACAGAGAGUAAUGCAGGCCUCGUCCUGUGAUAAAGGAAACAGUAGCUUGAAUCAAAGCUCCAUCCAACAAGGGAUUCAGAGUAUUUUUGAUGUCCUUGAGAAUCCAAGAAUAUCAGUGGUGGAAAAGAUCCAGGGAUGUGCCUAUUGUGGGAAAAGCACAGAUUGUAGAUCACAGCUGAAUAUUCACGAGAGGAUCCACACUGGAGAAAAGCUAUAUCAAUGUUCCCAAUGCAGCAAAAGUUUUGGUCAGAAUAGCUCACUUUUGGUUCAUGGAAGGAUUCACAACAGAGAGGAGCCCUACCAGGGCUCCCAAUGCAGCAAAAGCUAUAGCGAGCCGGGCAAGCUGAUAAUACACCAGAGGACUCACACUGUGGAGAAACUGUUUGAGUGUCCGGAUUGUGGGAAAGGUUUCAGUCAGAAUUCCUACCUGGUGAUACACAAGAGGAUUCACACAGGAGAGAAACCUUAUAAGUGUCCGGUUUGUGGGAAAAGUUUCAAUCGGAAUUUUGAGCUGGUGAUUCACCAGAGGACUCACACAGGAGAGAAACCGUAUGAAUGUCCAGAUUGUGGGAAAAGUUUCAGUCAGAAUUCCAAUCUGGUGAUACACCAGACAACACACACAGGAGAAAAACCCUAUGAAUGUCUGGUUUGUGGAAAAAGUUUUCGUCGGAAGUCCCACCUGGUGAUACACCAGAAAACUCACACAGGAGAGAGACCGUAUGAGUGUCCAGAUUGUGGAAUAAGUUUCACUCAGAAUUCUGAUUUGGUGAGACACCAGAGUACUCACACAGGAGAGAAACCAUAUGAAUGUCCAGAUUGUGGAAAAAAAUUUAGUCGAAAUUCCAGCCUGGCAAUACACCAGAGGACUCACACAGGAGAGAAAGCAUAUGGGUGCCCAGAUUGUGGGAAAAGUUUCAGUCAGAAUUCUCAUCUGAUGACACACAAGAAGAUUCACAAAGGAGAGAAACCAUAUGAGUGUACAGAUUGUGGGAAAAGUUUCAUUCGGAAUUCAGACCUGGUGAUACACCAGAGAAGUCACACAGGAGAGAAACCAUAUGAGUGUCCAGAUUGUGGGAAAGAUUUUAGUACUAGGUCUAGUCUUAUAAAUCAUGUAGGUAUACAUACAGGGGAGAAACCAUUCAGAUGCCUAGACUGCGGGCGGCGCUUCACAAAAAAUUCCUCCCUUACUGCGCACAAGAAAACCCACAUGAUGCAGGAGGUGUUAAGUUUAGAGAAGUCUUGAAAUUCAUUUCUGAUCUCUCAUUGGAGAUCCAGAUGAAAAACCGAUUACUUACUCUGUGGCCUGAGUUAGUCAAAUAUUUCAUCAUGAGACAUCAAGGAUGAGAGAAAGAAAAAUGAAAAAUGUUAGUUUGAUAAAAACCAACAAUACAUAUCUGGUCAUCGGCAGGAGUUAAUGUAUAUUAUUUACCUUAACAGAAAUAGUGCAAUUUGCAAAUUGAGCAUUAUAGAACAUAGAAAAGCAAUUUGCAGAUUUUCAGCCUUCUGCACCCGGGGUGUCUUCCAGAUUUUGAGGCCAGAAUUUCCCAGCCAGCAUAUUCUUUGCGCAAAAUGUCUGUGAGUCAUAAGCAGCGUUUCUGAGUGGUCCCAGUAAAGUUGCUGAAGCUUCUAAAAAUACAUGGUUUAAAAAAAAAGAUGCACCCAGACUUUUAUUAGGGAUUGAAGCUUGAGGAGAAAAAACAUUGCAGCUUUGAGCACAACGUCUAUAGCAGUGGUUUUCAACCUGUGGGUCGGGACCCCAUUUGGGGUCGAACGACCAUUUCACGGGGGUCGCCAAACAACGUAGUCCACCAUUUUCC
Messenger RNA from Crotalus tigris (Tiger rattlesnake), 4098 nucleotides. RefSeq names its product zinc finger protein 850-like. The transcript has 3 exons. Bases 888 to 3524 code for a protein of 878 amino acids. The record is from RefSeq and is a predicted model, not a curated record. Lineage: Eukaryota; Metazoa; Chordata; Lepidosauria; Squamata; Viperidae.